UCUUUGCAAACACGCCUAAAGAUUGUAGGCCUGUCUGGCCAUAGUGCUGGCCUGGGUGUCUCUUUUCAGUUGGCAUGCUGAGUGAAAUCAAUGACAGUUCCUCUAUCUGCUAUUAUUAGGACUUGGACUUGGGUAUCCCACUGGACACAGGGCUAAGGAGCAAAAACCUGGUUAUAUGGGUGGCGCAGGAAACUAUCUGGGAGCAAGCCUGGGUGCAGGGGGCUAUGGACCAGAUUCCCAUGGCCUGCCUACAGGGUUGGGACAGGGAGCAUACCUUGGUGGUGCAGCUGGCAAACAUGCAGCUGCUGCUGCUGGACAGGGUGGGUAUCCCCAUGGAGUUGCCGGCAGGUCAACUGGCUAUGGUGAGGGAGCAACAGGAUACCUGGGUGCUGUGGCAGGCAAUGGCUUCGGUGGAGAUGCUGGUGCAAAAGCUUUGUCUACAGGUUAUGGGAAUGGUUACAGCGAUGGUUACGGGGCUGGGCUUGGUUACCCUGCAGAGUUAGCUGAUGGUGCUGAGAACAAAGCAGGGAAGAGUGAAGCCCUCAGUACAGGAGGCUAUGCCGGACAGGGCCAGGGGGCGUAUGGAGCACUUGGUGCAGGACUGGAAUCAACUGGUGGCAAAUAUGGAGGAGGAGCUGCUCAGGUUCCUUAUGGUAAUGCACCAGUGAUUCCUGCUGGACUGGAUGGUGAUGGUGCCUACCCAUAUGCUGCUCAGCAGCUUGGCCUCGGGGCUGAAGGUGCCAAAACCGCCAACAAAUAUGGAGCCGGAGCAGGAUAUGGAGCUCAGCAAGCAGGUUACGGCGCACAGCUAGGAGCAACUCAAGAUGCCUUGGGAGAGCAACCUGGCAAAUAUGGCGGAGUCAAUGCUGCCCUUGGAAAUGGAUACAAAGGCUAAUUCAAAUGACGUGGACUUCUUCAAGUGGAUCAUUUCCAUAAUGUGUUCAGUAUUUUUAAAGCUUUUUGUGUGUUUCACUCUGUUUUGUCUUGUUGUGUUGUCUGUUUUGUCUUUUGUUUGAUUUUUCUUGACACCAUUGUCUUUCUCUGUAAGUGGACAUUUGUUACACAAUGUCUCUUUGUCUUGUAGGUCCAAAACCUGCACCAGUCUUAUUCUGUCAACACUGAAAACACUGGUGGAGACUAAUUCACAUAAAUAGAUGUUAAGUGCAAAAAAAUUGUCUCUAUGUUAUAUAAAGGAUAUAAAAGGAUUUUACUUUUUGAAUUCAAUAAAGUCUAUGUCAAAUGAU
Micropterus salmoides (largemouth bass) is the source of this 1244-nucleotide messenger RNA. RefSeq names its product glycine-rich cell wall structural protein. The record is from RefSeq and is a predicted model, not a curated record. Lineage: Eukaryota; Metazoa; Chordata; Actinopteri; Centrarchiformes; Centrarchidae. The coding region runs from base 176 to 895 and encodes 239 amino acids. The transcript has 16 exons.